CAACUGCCCCGGAAGUACUCGCUCCCUGCGCGCGGAGGCGGGCUCGCCUGCAGACAGUGCUUCCGGGUCACGCGUCUGCUGGGGCGGAAGGAGCGUGGCCUGCGGAGGUUGGUCUCCACGCAUGCUCAUCUUUUUAAUCCUGAAGCUCUCAGAAUACACCUGGACCUACCACUCUGCCCACCAGAAGCUGUGCUCUUGUUCAACAUAGCCGCAUUUGAGUUUUUCAAGUCUGAACAAGACUUUUCUCUGAUUUUCCCAUGAAGCCCCGUCAUUGCCUGUUCAUCUUAGUGAUGAUCACUGCUGCACCAGCUGCUCUGGUUGGGGAGGACGUGGCCCUGCUGGGAGCAAAUCAGACUUCUUACAAUGCAUCAUUUCUCCCAAGCUUUGAACUCUCAGCAGGCUCCCACUCAGGUGCUGAUGUCAUCAUAGCCAAGGAGGGAACGAGCGUCUCCCUGGAGUGUCUUCUCACCAUCAGCCCCUAUGCCGAUGUCCACUGGCACAAUUCCAAAGGCCAGCAGCUGGAUGGUAGAGGUGGAAAAUGGUCAGUUUCUGAUAACUUCCUCAACAUCAGCAGCGUGGCCUUCGAUGACCGUGGGCUCUACACAUGUGUGGUCACCGCUCCAACUCGUGCCUCCUACUCUGUCACCCUGCGUGUGGUCUUCACCUCAGGAGACAUGAGUGUCUACUACAUGAUUGUCUGCCUGAUCGCCUUCACGGUCACGCUCAUCUUGAACGUCACGAGGCUGUGCCUGAUGAGCACCCAUCUGCGCAAGACCGAGAAGGCCAUCAAUGACUUCUUCAGAACUGAGGGCGCUGAGAAGCUCCAGAAGGCCUUUGAGAUUGCGAAGCGCAUUCCCAUCAUCACCUCAGCCAAGACCCUAGAGCUCGCCAAAGUCACGCAGUUCAAGACCAUGGAGUUUGCCCGCUACAUAGAAGAACUGGCCAGAAGCGUCCCUCUCCCACCCCUCAUUCUCAACUGCCGCGCCUUCGUUGAGGAAAUGUUCGAGGCUGUGCGAGUGGAUGACCCAGACGACAUGGGAGAAAGGAUGAAGGAGAGACCAGCCCUGGAUGCUCAAGGCAGCAUCUACGUGAUUAACCCCAAGCUGGGGCGCAGCAGCUCUCCUGGAGGCGAUUCAGAUGAUGGCUCCCUGAAUGAGCAAGGCCAGGAGAUAGCUGUCCAGGUGUCUGUCCACCUUCAGUCAGAGACCAAGAGUAUCGGGACGGAGUCUCAGGACAGCGGUCACCUCAGCGUGCCUGACCACCCUGCACCUGCCGAGGGCAGUGCUCACCUCAGAGAGGGGACGUCUGAAGACUGAAGCCACUCGCACGCCAGCCCCUACAGGAACAGCUCAGGAAAAGGACCUGCUUCCGGACAUACAGCAUCUUUACCAGCAGAUGCCCAGGGUCCUCCCCUGGGCAAAACCUUGUGAACAGGCAGCACUGUCCUCGUGGCCAUGUCCUCUUCCCUGAGGCUGAUGAAGCGACGAUGUUAAGAUUUAAAGGCCUGAGUGACAAGCACGUGGGAAACGAGUCCUGGGCUUUUCACGGUUCUUCUGCAGCUCACGUGUGACGCUUACCUUGAGGCCCAAGUUUUCCCAAUAGGAUGAGGAAUUUUCCCUGGAUGGAAAGUUGUGUCCGGCUCCACACUUCUACCUGUCCUCUUCAAGGCAGCCUUUCCCUAGACUUCUGCUCCCUCUUUUGGGAAGCGGCCAUGGCUUUGUUGUGUACUCCAGAUGUCUACACCAAUGCCCAGGCUCACAGAGGUGUGGACGGAUUUCAGAUACUCUGCCAUGGGGAGUAAACAGUGACAUCCAUUAGGCUCACCCGUGCGACAGUAAAUUGCUUGUUAGAAAACCUUCCCAUGAGUUGGUUCUUGGGAGUACACAGUGUCUUUGUAGCUUACUGAGACAUUUAGUUCUGGGCUGGGCCAUGAUUUCCCAGGUCCUCGGUGUUUUUAGAACAAGAAUGUUGUCAAAUCAUCUCUGGCAAGUCAUGGAUUCUCAUUUUUAAUUAAUAAUGUCUCAGGCUUUCUCUUUUUAAAAAUACCGAAUUCCACAGUUGGGGUCUCUGGGUCCCAGCUGCAGUUUCCUGAGACCUCAGUUGACACUCCUGCCCUCUGUGGUCUUCAGCAUGGUGCUACAGGCUGCGUUGGUACUCUGGUCGCUGUUAUUCUGUGUUCUGCACAAGGGCUGCUCUAUGGCCUUCCUGAGAAGCACUCACCUGCAGUCAGAUGAGCUCAUUGUGUUGUGUGUGUUACUGCAUUAGAGCACAGGUAAUCAAGACAUAAAGAAGGGAAAGUGACAGGUGGGGCCUCCCAGCUCGGCCGUGGGUGAGGACCACUGGCGAUGGCUGUUCCGCCCGGCUGGCAUCUAACCUGAUGGAGCUGUGACGACUCCUCACAGUGACUUCCUCGGCUCCAGGAGGCCUGGUGCUGUAGAGGCCAAGAACCGGGCAGUGGUGCUUAGCCUACACUUCACCGUCACCAUUUGUUGCUGAUGAGUGAAGCACUAGUUGAGCUAGAGGAGGUUUUAGUUGGCGUUUUAACUGCAGCUUUCAAACAAAGGGAGACAGGAAACAAAGUAAGUAGUAAACCCAGUGCCCGCCUUCCCAGGCUUGUCAGACUGCGUCUGCCCUGGACAGCACGCACACCGUGUGCAGGACAGAUGGACGUGGAUAAGGUGUGAGUGCUGCCUUUUCUCUCUCAGGCUGUUUCCAUGGAAACCCCCAGUGCCAAACAAAGGCUACCAGUCAUUUAACCGGAGCUCGCCUUGGCUUGGAGACACGUACUCCUUUAAGGAAGACUGUUUUCAUACAUUUGGCUGUGGAGCAAGGGCUUUUGAACAUACUGUAAAUUACUGAACAUGUUUUCCUUUCCUCCAGUGUCCUGGGCUCAGUCUCCUGAACAUCCCUCAGGUCUUCUCUCCCCUCCUCGGUAUAGCAAGGCUGCAGUCACUGCGAAUGUACAGCUUGUUAAAGACUGCUCUUACCCCACAUGUUCAUAGGCAGGACAUUAGUAUUUCGAACUUUAGCUGUAUUUAAUGCAAAAAUAGAAAAACUUAGAUAAGUUUCCAUAAUUCACUUAGGCUGUGCCAUUGUACCCUUGGUAAGUCAUUUUAGAAACAUAACAACAGGUGCUGGGUGUGGUGCCACACACCUGUGCUGUGAUCCCAGCACUGGAGGCUGAGGCAGGAGGAUUGCAAGUUCCAAGCCAGCCUGGACUGCACAACAAGACCCUGUCUCAAAAAAUAAAUAAGGCCUGGGAUGUAGUUCAUGGUGGCAUAUUUGUCCAAGUGGCACAAAGCCCAGGGUUUGAUCCCAGCCACCAGGGGACACCUGAUUGGUGGCCAGAGUAACUGCCCCGCUUUGAGCCUUCCAGGCUGAGUUCCCAUUGGGUAGGUCAGAACUCAGUUGAUAGCAGUUUGUAAAGAUAGUUUCCAAAAGAAAACCACAGCUCUUACUCUGCAUCUGAUCAGAUAUGCCGCAUGUGCUUAACAGUGUUCUCUCUGUAAAGUCCUUCACCUUUGAAACUUAUACAGCCUGAAAGUCUUUUGACGCCAACUGAUGGAAUUAUCUUUCUAUCUGGCUGAAUUUUAUAGGUCAGUAAAAAAAAAAAUGCCUUUGUGCAACAAAAUAUGUCUGAAAUAAGUCUAUCACUGUAUUCGUAAAUUUUGUAAUUGUCAUUA
This is a messenger RNA of Nannospalax galili (Upper Galilee mountains blind mole rat), 3683 nucleotides long. It is a transcript of the gene Mfap3, whose product is annotated as microfibril associated protein 3. Bases 258 to 1316 code for a protein of 352 amino acids. The record is from RefSeq and is a predicted model, not a curated record. Lineage: Eukaryota; Metazoa; Chordata; Mammalia; Rodentia; Spalacidae. The transcript has 3 exons.